Limulus polyphemus (Atlantic horseshoe crab) is the source of this 1355-nucleotide messenger RNA. Its product is annotated as alpha-tubulin N-acetyltransferase 1-like. Gene Ontology annotation, molecular function: tubulin N-acetyltransferase activity. The coding region runs from base 378 to 1325 and encodes 315 amino acids. Gene Ontology annotation, biological process: alpha-tubulin acetylation. The record is from RefSeq and is a predicted model, not a curated record. Gene Ontology annotation, cellular component: microtubule. The transcript is spliced from 10 exons. Lineage: Eukaryota; Metazoa; Arthropoda; Merostomata; Xiphosura; Limulidae.
UAACUACGCGAAAACGUUUCCACAGGUGAUGACUAAUAGCCCAAGUAUCUUAUAAUAACUUUGAAUAUACCUUAAUUCGAAGUUUGUAGGAACGAAGUUAUCGAAAUGCUAUUUUGAAAUAAUCUUUUUGUUUGAGACGUAUCGAUAAUGGUUUGGAGACGUAAAUAUUGCCUAAGUAAAUUAGUAUGAUCAUUUUUCUGGAGCUGGGAGAACUGUAUCAAACAUAAUAUACCAAAUGAGCUGUGAUCAUGCUUAGAAAUGAAGAUUUUUUAGAGAAACAACUUUAAAAGUGCUGACAAUUACAACUACAAGAAUUUUUGAGAGUCGUGAAAUAAUUCUCUUUGGAGGAAGGUGUCUUGUUUGCAGCUUAUAGACCAAUGGAAUUUACCUUCGCCGUUCACUCUUUAUUUCCGACUUUAAUAUCCAAAGUAAAUUGUCAUCUUGAAGUGGAGCCUGUAGCUUCGGUUACACCAGAUCAUAAUGACAAUGUUCAAGAAAUAUUCAGUAACUGUAAAGGGGAAACCAGUUCUCACAACAAACUAUCAAAUGGAAGAUCAGAGAUCCAGAAACUUGAGCAGGUAAUUGAUGCCCUAGGGGAAGCAUCUGGAAAGGCACAGGGGCUACAAACUGCAAUCACAAAUGCCUCGAAGCUUCAAAAUUCAAAUCACUGGAUGUAUAUAAUGAAAAAUUCAGAAAUCAACAAUAGUCGUGGUGCUGUAAUUGGUUUUUUGAAGAUUGGAAGAAAAAAACUUUUCAUUGUUGACGAGUAUGGAGAAAUUCGGGAGCUGUGGCCACUCUGUGUCCUAGAUUUCUACAUACAUGACUCGUGUCAGAGGCAAGGCUAUGGACUUCAGGUUUUUAAAACAAUGCUGAAAGUUGAAGCAGUUUCUCCGGAAGAACUCGCCAUUGAUCGACCUUCUCACCGGUUUUUAGCUUUCUUAAAGAAACAUUUUGGACUUGAAUACACCAUUCCUCAAGCAAACAAUUUUGUUGUAUUUGUAGGCUUUUUCAAAGAGAAACGUGAAAGUGACUCACCUCAAGCAACGCACAAGAAAUCGACUGGGAAAGAACAGCAUAAUUCUGUGAAAAAGUUCUUUUCGAGGAUAAACCAUUCUUUAAAACCAGAACCUGUAAGCAAGAAUUUUAAUUCUUCUGGUGCCGAAGGGUGUCUCCACUGGUGCAGUGACACUCCUUCCAAUACCCCCAAGUCUAGUAAUCAUAGCACUAAUACACCUAAUGAAGCUGAUUCCCAGAAAAAUGAAGAACUUUGUGCUACAAGAAGUCUUGAUGUGAACACUGAAAAAGAAAAUCCCUCAGUUUUGUAAGUGUGUUUUUUCUGUUUACAGAUAUACCAG